This is a messenger RNA of Aspergillus glaucus CBS 516.65, 1146 nucleotides long. RefSeq names its product alpha/beta hydrolase family protein. The annotation marks the transcript as partial. The record is from RefSeq and is a predicted model, not a curated record. The transcript has a single exon. Lineage: Eukaryota; Fungi; Ascomycota; Eurotiomycetes; Eurotiales; Aspergillaceae. Gene Ontology annotation, molecular function: 1-alkyl-2-acetylglycerophosphocholine esterase activity.
UUUGGCAAUCAAGCAAUCACCAUGCGCCUUCUUAUCCUCUGCACGCUGUUCCAACUCGUCUAUUCGAAAGUCAACCUGCCCGGUCCGUCCGGACCAUGUCAGGUUGAAGCGAGAUCGGCCGAAUUGGUCGAUACAUCGCGAAUCGAUCCAUUCAGUCCCAACCGCAAUGCCACGAGAGCCAUCAUGGUUACUUCGUUCGUGCCUGUCUACUGCGGCGAGGUGCAAUACGAAUCGUAUCUCCCGCCUAAAAUCGCCCAAGCAGGUACUCAGAUGCUGAAUUUGCCAAACGGCACUUUGGAAUCGAUCCAAUUAGGCUCGUGGUCAUCCGGGGAGCAUUCGCGCCGGAACGAAACUCAGGAAUACCCCGUUAUCAUCUUCUCGCCCGGCCUGAGCGCCUCGCGACUGAUCUACGCCAAUCUUCUCGAGAACGUCGCUAGCAAUGGCUUUGCGGUGGUGUCGGUCGAUCAUCCGUAUGAUGCGGCUGCGGUGGAAUUUCCUGAUGGACGGAUUGUCGCUGGGAAGGCUAAUAUGUCGGAUAUUCCUCUUGCUGUGGAUACAAGAGUGCGUGAUGUUAUCUUCACUCUAAAUGAGUUGAGCAACAACACAAAGUCGAUCAUCCCUCCUUCUUUCCCCAGCAAACUGCAGCUCGACCGUGUAGCUCUUAUCGGACACUCGCUAGGCGGCGCCACAGCAGCGCAGGCAAUGCUCAACGACACCCGUUUCGCCGGUGGCAUCAACUUUGACGGUAGUCUGCACGGCUCAGUCAUCCAGCAGGGUCUGGACAGACCGUUUAUCAACUUUGGCCAGGCUAGUCUAGCAGAUUCAGAGUACAACACGUGGAACGAAACCUGGCCGCAUCUGCGCGACUUUAAACUGCAGCUGCAGUUGAAGGACUCGCUGCAUCUCACGUUCAGUGAUUUGCCGGUUGUGUUUGAUUCUGCGCCGUCGGCCAAGGCACUUCGGAAUGCGACUGCGAGGACUCUGGGUUCGUUGCCGGGUUUGGGAACGUUGCCUGGGCUGCGUGUUAGGACGAUUUUGACGCAUUAUAUUAUGGAGGCGUCUAGGUUCUUUCUGAGGGGGAAGAAACCUGCGAUUCUGCGUGGGCCGUCGUCGGCAUAUCCGGAGGUUAUGUAUGUAAGGACAUAG